Aspergillus ruber CBS 135680 is the source of this 1767-nucleotide messenger RNA. RefSeq lists its product as uncharacterized. The coding region runs from base 136 to 1575 and encodes 479 amino acids. Gene Ontology annotation, molecular function: structural constituent of nuclear pore. Gene Ontology annotation, biological process: nucleocytoplasmic transport. The transcript has 3 exons. The record is from RefSeq and is a predicted model, not a curated record. NCBI's taxonomy places the organism in Eukaryota, Fungi, Ascomycota, Eurotiomycetes, Eurotiales, Aspergillaceae. Gene Ontology annotation, cellular component: nuclear pore.
AACAGCUACAAGCAACGCACCCAUUUUCGUUUAAAGGGUAGAAGGGUAGGGAAAAAACAAGCGGCCUUCCUUGCAUUCCACUCCUCACAUAUUCUCCGGAAUCUGUGGCUUUGCAAGCUCCAGAAAGCCACAGUUAUGUUCUCCGCCAAACCUUCGGCGCCCUCAACUGGUGGCCUGUCUGUCAAUACCGGCUCCGCGAACUCUCUAUUUGGCAACGCCCAAUCGACUUCGACAAGUACUCCCGGCACAACGAGCACAUCCGGAGGAUUGUUCGGAAAUUUGGGCGGUUCAACCACGCCUAAGCCUGCCAGCGGUUUAUUUGGCGGAAAUACACAGCAACAGUCUUCGGGCUCGAAUAUGUUUUCGGGAUUAGGGGGAGGACAACAACAGAGCAAUGCCACCGGCGGAGGCUUGUUUGGGGGCUCUACGGCGACUACAUCGCAGCCUCAAUCUGGUGGGUUGUUUGCAGGGACAUCUGGGGCCGGGAACAACACCGCCCAGCCUAGCACUGGUGGCGGAGGAUUGUUCGGAAACCUAGGAGGUGGCUCCGCGACACAGACACAGACGCAGUCCCAGCCUGCUUUCGGUGGAGGUCUUGGGGGCUCAGUGGCGACAGGCGGCAGUGGACUCUUCGGAGGAAAUAAUACUACAACUCAGCAGCCACAACAGCAACAACAGGCCCAGAAGCCUUCGCUGUCCUUGUUCGGAAACCAGAGUACUACGGCGCAACAACCAAUGCAACAAUCUACUGCAGCUGGGACAAUUGUUCCUGGAGUCAAGGUGGACCUCAGCAACCUCCUCCCAACUACUAAAUACGAAAGCUGCGCUGAUGAAAUCCGGAAAGAGCUCGAGCGCUUUGACACGUUUGUCCUGAAUCAGAUUAAUAUGUGCAACGAGGUUGGGAAUCUGAUCCCUACCAUUGCCAACCAGGGUUCCACAAUACCGAAUGACGUGGAAUUCGUUGAAGGGAAACUCGAAACCAUGCAAAGGGCACUCGAGAAUGACGCAACUGAUAUCGAUCAUCUUCGCAGCUUGGUGUCUCGCGACGCAGCGGAGGCUCAAGUUGCAUUCCGCGCCAUUGACACCCUGAAGUUGCCUUUGCAGUACCAGUCUACAGGAGAUGCUGGGUGGUGGUCUGUUCCAGACCAGAAGCAGUCGCUCCGGUCCACGCGCAAGAACACGCUUGCGCUCCCCGACGAUGUUGAGAGCGACCCAGCUACCGCUAACUCUAUCAAUGGGGUCCCUGUCAACCUGGUCGAUUACUUCUCACAGCGUUCCGACGAAAUGGCCAUUGUCCUUGACCGGUACACGCGACACACGAAGGAGAUUGAAGACCAUCUCCAUGGAGUCGAAGUCACCCUGAACCGCCAGGUCCACGAGUUUGUGGCAUCCCGGAGCCGCGACGACUCCGCCGUUGGGCCGUCAAGCUCUGCUCUCAACGACCUCGCCGCAGUGCUUGGAGAUGUCGAGAUGGGUAUUCUUGGUGUCGCUAGCAGACUGGGCGGAGUCACCGAACAGGUGCAGGAAACCGUGUUGGGCCCACCAUCUGGGGGCGAUGGGAGACUCCACGUAUGAAUUGAUACUCAUUAAUUUAAUGACAUGAUAGGUGCAUGGCUGAGCGUGCUUUGGGGCUUAACGUCCUGUGCUUUUUGUGUAUAUUAUUUCAAAACCUCGAACCCGAUUUUGGACGGGUUUGACGUUAUGCCAUCGAUAAUUUGUUGGGGAUAGGCGUCUCGGGUUGGAUAAUUCUAUUUUUUUUUUUUUUUU